Xenia sp. Carnegie-2017 is the source of this 963-nucleotide messenger RNA. RefSeq lists its product as uncharacterized. The record is from RefSeq and is a predicted model, not a curated record. Lineage: Eukaryota; Metazoa; Cnidaria; Anthozoa; Malacalcyonacea; Xeniidae. The coding region runs from base 81 to 566 and encodes 161 amino acids. The transcript is spliced from 5 exons.
UAGUCGCGUGGCGUGUUUCUAAACUUCUUGUGCUUUGUCGAAGUGCAUUUAAGCGUUUAAACUCUUCUAUUGUGGGCAAAAUGGAAAUCAACAAACAAUCAUCUGUCGCUGACAUUAUUCUUUUUUUGAAAAACAACAAAUUGGAUGAAAUUGUCGAAGAUUUUAAAGCUAAUCAAGUCGACGGCGAGGAUUUUUUCAGUUUAGAACCACAUGAUAUUUAUGAGAUGAUUCCUCGAAUAAAACUUCACAAGAAGUUUACGUGUGUUUGGAAUGACGUUACUCAAAAGCUGAAAGCAGAGUUAGGACGUAUUUUGGAGAAGAGUGAUGUUGUGCAAGACAUGAAGGAACAAUGGAAUUUGCACAAAUAUAAAAUGCUGUCUGCUAUUAAAAAUACAAAGCAAAAGAAUGUCAGCACUAUCCUUGAAGAGCUGGAGGAUUGUCCAGUUGAAGAUGAGGAAGAGGUCAAGAACCGGUGUAUAAUGGCAUGUUUGCCUUUUGUGUUAGAUGACCAACGCACCCAUCAAGAUAUGAACAAAAAGCUAUUUUGGGACAUUGUUGAUGGUUAAAGAUUGGGGGAAGUUCAAGAGAUCAUUAACAAAAGUUCGUCUCCUAGACUCCUAUCAACAGGAACAUUAAGAAACAUUCAUUCAAUAAUGUUGGUGGCUGAGGGGAUGAUUGUGGCAAAGUUGAAAACAGAAAAUAUUGUCAACGCAGUUAUUAUUUUACUUAGUUCUUUUUAUACUUUUAAUGCUGAGUAUCCUAAAGGCGUUAAUGGACAUGGCAAAAUGUAUUUAUUCUUUUAGAACAUUUGCUUUUAAAUUAGUGGCAAUUGUAAGGCUCAAUUGCCAACUUUUGUCGAUAAUUUUAUUUCUUCUAUGAAGUAGAAAACUUUUGUAGUGUUAAUUAAUGGCAUGUAGUAGAGGUUUUAAGUAUUCUGUGUUUGCAAAAAUGUGCUAUUUCUAA